Messenger RNA from Hydractinia symbiolongicarpus, 2401 nucleotides. RefSeq names its product linear primary-alkylsulfatase-like. Gene Ontology annotation, biological process: dodecyl sulfate metabolic process. NCBI's taxonomy places the organism in Eukaryota, Metazoa, Cnidaria, Hydrozoa, Anthoathecata, Hydractiniidae. The record is from RefSeq and is a predicted model, not a curated record. Gene Ontology annotation, molecular function: protein dimerization activity; linear primary-alkylsulfatase activity.
UGUGCAAGGGUCACGAAGAGUUAUCAAAUUACGUCCAUGAUAGCUUGUCUGACCUCUAAAGCUUUUUUCAAGUGUAAAAAUGUGAGGGAGUGCAGAAGGAGUGCGACACAAUGAUUAAAAUAAUUCAGUUGUAAGCAGUAGUUCAAUCUCGUUACCAAGGCAUUUUCUGGCCUGUGUCGCUGUAAAAAAGACUCAGUUAGAGCAGAAUCUGGAAGCGAGGAUAUGCAAUAAGCAAAAAAUAGUUUACAUAGAAAGGUAAGGAAGCAUUAUAAAGGAGGGUGUCUUUGAGACUUGUGGAAUUGUUAAAUGGAUCAUAUAUUACAGACUUUGUUAUGAAAACAAGUCCGGUGGAGAGUGUUGUUUGUUUGCCCUUCUUUAUCUAUUUUAUAUUUUACAAACUACUUCUUCCAAACAAGCAAAUUCUUGCAUAAAUGGUAUUGAAUGAAAAUUUUUGAUGUAAAUCAUGCUGGAAAAAAUAUCUACACCCAUUUUACUGGCCAUCAUACUGUAUCAUAGCUACCACUACUAUGCACAAUGGAAACUAUCGCAGAGCGUGAUUGCCUACCAUCAAGGUAAAAUGAAGACGACAGACCCUAAGCCGACAAAAAGCACUGAGCCACCUAAAGUUGUAAAGGUUACAGAUAAUGUAUAUGUUGCUGUCGGGUAUGCUCUCGCAAAUUCGAUUAUGUUGAUCGGUGACACCGGAGUUGUUAUUGUGGAUACAACGGAAUCAGUCCUUGCAACAGAACAGAUAUACAAAGAGUUCGAAAAAUAAGAUAAACCAAUAAAAGGCAUUGUGUACACCCAUAAUCAUGCGGACCACGUGAUGGGAACAAUAUCAUUUUUGUCCAAUGACACUGAAGUCGAAAUUUGGGCGCAUCACACUCUUGUGGAUACGUUUUUUCACAGCAUGCGAGUAGUUGGUCAAGCACACUAUUAUAGAAGCAUGCAUCAAUUCGGUGCAUUUUUAAAGGAUAAAUUGAUAUUUGCUGGUAUAGGAAAACGUUUAAAUUUAGAUGGCCUGUCUUCAAGGUUAAUUCCACCGAAUCGUCUUUUAUACAAAAAACAGCAAAGUAUUCAUAUUGCUGGAAUGGAUCUUGAGUUAAUGGAAAUUCCAGGUGAAACUGAUGAUCAAAUUGCAGUAUACUGGCCAGCCAAGAAAGUUCUACUUUGUGCCGAUGAUUUUUACAAAGCGUUCCCAAAUUUAUAUGCUAUACGUGGAACACACUACCGCAGUUUAAAGAAAUGGAAAGAUUCCAUCGAUACAAUGAGAAAACUGAAGCCAGAGUACCUUGUACCUAGUCACACAGAUCCUGUGAUAGGUGCAGAGGUUAUAUACAACAAGCUCACAAACUACCGCGAUGCAAUUCAACUUGUUCACGAUCAAACCGUUCGAAUGAUGAAUCUUGGUCUACAUCCAGACGAGAUCGCUAAUCGUAUCAAGCUACCUAAAUUUCUCGAAGAGCAGCCUUACUUGAAGGAGCUAUACGGAACGGUUAAAUGGUCGUCAAAAAGUUUAUUUACCGGUUAUAUGGGAUGGUUUAGUGGCGAUAUAGCUGAGUUGAGUCCUCAUACUCCUACUGAACAAGCUCACCGUUUGACAAAGCUAGCAGGUGGAAUUGAUGCGCUGAUAUCUGCUGCCGAGGAGUCAUUAAAUGACAACGAUCCACAAUGGGCGCUCCGCUUAUCGUCAGCUGCGUUACGAAUCGAUGGAAAGAUCAUGAAGGCAAGAGAAAUAAAGUCAAAAGCAUUGUUAGAUCUUGCUUCGCUGCAAACGAGUAUGAACGGAUAUAAUUACUAUGCCACUUGCGCUUACUCGACUAUUGAAGGAAAAGACUAUGUUCCCAGUAACAAGGCGAUGGUAAAACACACAAUUCGAAGUGUGAAAAUGGAAGAUCUGUUUUACUUGAUUUCGCUCAAGUUUAAAGCUGAAGAAUGCAUGGAUUUAGAUAAGGUUAUUUUGUUUAUAUUUCCUGAUACUAAAUCAAAGUUUUCGUUUCAUGUUAGACACGGUAUUAUGGAUCUAAGUGGUGGCUACAAUCGACAUGCAGACAUUAAAGUGACGGUUAACAGUGUAGUAUGGCGGGAAAUCGUAUCUGGAGAGCGAAGUGGAGUUUUAUCUGCGUUAAAAUCGGAUAUAAGUGUGGAACCUAGUAUUUCCGCGUUGCAAGAGGUGAUGGGAUGUAUCGACAAAUCAACUACCGUAUCGUCGUAAAAAUUCGGUAACACGACACGUAGGAUUACAUAACCAUAGCACGUGAUGCUGAGAUAAACUUUAAUUGGAACUUUUUAAAUUUCGUCCCCAAACCCUUCUGACAUUAUUGCGUGUAAACAAAUCAACAUAAACUGUGAAUAAGGUAGGGUGUUUAGCGUGCUGUUUUCUUGACCAUAUUUGGCCUAA